CUUCUGUUCACACUUCACAACAAAGAAAACCAAAGGUGAGGAAGAAGAAGGAAUGGAAAGAAUACUAGUCUACACUAUUUUCUUGCGUAUAAAUCUAGAGAUAUAGAGAGAGAGGGGAAGAUUUUAGAGAGAGAAAGGGCGAGGGACAACGACUCAGAGGUUGGAAUUUCUGGGUUGACAAGCUUCUAUUACACGGUAUAGAAGACUCACUCUGUUUUACUUUUAGAGAGAGAGAGGUGUAGAAGAAGCUGGAGAUGGAGAAAGAGAGACAGAGACUUGUCGUUAAUGAAAAUAUUUUCAAGAAAUUCUCCCACCCAAUUUCUUGUUAGAUUUUAGUGGCUGGUUUUGGUUUACUGAUAUAGCUAGCUCAAUAGCUGGACUGGAACGGGAACAUGGCUAACGUAGUGAAGUCUCAAGUUCGGCUUGUUAGGUGUCCUAAAUGCCGAAAAGUCCUUGAAGAGCCAACAGAAUCGAUCGUCUAUAAAUGUGGAGGAUGCGACACAGUUCUUCAAGCAAAGAAAAGGAAAAACAACACUAGCACUGAGCUGAGUGUUCUUGAAACUCAUCCUCGGGAUUCAAAGGAAAAGGGAAUUAGCAGCUUACAUCAGAAAGACUCCUCGAUUUCCUCUGUGGAUACUUUGCAGAGUGAGAGCUGCAAGAUUCGGUAUGAAAUUGGGGAGUGCAGUAAGGUGCGGAGUGGACAGGAAAAAUCGCCUCGACUUAGUAGUAGCUUUCACGAGAUUGAUGGAAAGUCCUCGAGUGCUAGAGAGCCUAUCGAGCAGCACGAAGAUGAGUGCCCCAUUGAUAGGAACUUCUCGGGUGAACUUUCUGAGUCGAAUGAGCUCAAACAUCACGGGACUGAAGUUUCAUCUGCUCCCCGAGAAGCUGGAGAACAGAUGGAAUGCAUCAGAAGGUGUGAGUAUGAAAGCGAAGCUUGUGAAAUGGAGAGCCCCGAGUAUACUAACUCUCUUGCUGGAAGUUCUCCAUUUAGUGAAGAAGCCAAUGCUGAUUCGGGUAAAAGCCAUUCUCUCUCGCAAGAAAGCAACGAUCCAAACGAUUUUGCAGGCCACACUCUGGAAUACAUUGAACACGCAAAGAGUUCUGGAGAAAUUAUUUCGCCCGAGAGUCAAGAAAUUCAAAAGCCAUCACCGGUACAGACUGAAGUGGAUCAAAGCCCCUUGCACGAGGGCAUCCAACAGCCAGAACAAUCUGACAAAGAAAUUGCUCGAAGUUUUGACCGUAUAAGCUCUGUGGAUACUCUAGACAAUUUACCCCUCGAUCCUCAACCGACAGUAACACACCGAGAUAUGCCCAAGUCUCCCACUACCAGAAGCUAUUACGCUUAUGAUGGCAGUGCAUCUUCUUGUGAUGGGGAUAGCAAGUUUUCGCAACAAGUUGGAAGGAAGUUCGAGAGUGCAAAACUCAAAAUUCCUGACGAAUUUCGAUCAGAUGAUGAGUGUAACGAGGAUAGCAUGCUGAGCAGGAAGCCGAGGACUCACCAUCCAGCCAAGAAUUGCUCCCAGAUGUUACCACGAAGGAUGCAUCGAGCUAAUCAAGAUAAGUGGGCUGAAUCUAGAAGAUGUGAUCAAACCUUUGGACAUCGGAGGCAAUUGAUGACGGACACGAGUCAUGGUCACGGGAGCCCUUCAACAUUAUGGCAAAACAAUUUUCGUCAUCAUUCCAGCUUUUAUCCAUCGAAUAUGCCCACGUAUGCAGACCGGGAAAAAAUGGAACUUUUGAGAAUGGUCCAUGAUCUCGAAAACCAGCUCCAAGAAACACGUCUGUCAAAAGGAAAGGCUAAUAGAAGGUUUCGUGCAGGAGAUAUGAGGCCCGACGAUAUGCAUGCCCCGUUGUACUCUGAUCAGUUCCAACCAGAUGCUGAUCCAAGCCACCGUCGAUGUCCUAUAAGAUGCAGCCAAGGGCAAGGAUUUUCAUCUAAAAUCUCGAGAAUACCUUUCUCCGGAGAGGCUGUUCAUUAUAGACACCGAGGCGAUUGUAUGUGCCUGCACUGCUCCCCCCAGGUCUGGCAUUGCUCGUCACAACUUCCUUUGGGUUCCAUUUGCUGCAACAAAAGUCACCUGGCAGCCUGCACUAACCAUAACUAUGUCAAUGCCACCCAUUCUAGCUCGAGUUCGCAAAGUCCCCAGCAUUACACGAACUCCAAGUAUUAUUCCAAGUGGGGACAUGAACCGAAAUCGUCGAGUGAUCAGAGGCAGAAAGAUCACGAGGUGAGGAAGUUGCAUUUAGGGGAAAGGUAUGGUAAAAUGCGACAUGUCCUCCCAUUUGAAGGCGGGGCGCCAAUAGUUGCUUGCGAUCACUGCUCGGAGCUAUUACAACUGCCUGCAGAUUUCGGUGUCAUCAAGAGGAGAAGCUAUCAGCUAGUAAGGUGUAAUGCAUGCUUGAAGGUUCUCAAGUUUGAUCUUCGAAACAGAACAGAUAUUAGCAAUGAUCGUUUAUCAGAGAACAGUGACUCGGUUUAUGAUAUGGGCGAGCAGGCUGCUGCUACUUUAGCCCCUCCGCCCAGUGAAUCCAGUGAUCUCAACGAGAGGAAUCCAGCUCCCCAACGCUGCCUGCACGCUGAAUCUCUGUCAUAUUCUGACGAUUUGGGGCCGUCUUUCUGCAGGAGUUGCUCAACUGAAGUGGAGCCUUCAUCUGUCCCUCAUGGAAGAACCACCUUCAAUAGGAAGGUCUCAUCUGCUAGCUCCAUGGAAGACCGGAAAAUGAAGUCUGUGAUGAGAGAAUCCCGAAGCAAACCAGUGAAUUCGUGCUGGGAACACGCUGAAUCAGCUGCAGGGCCUUCCAAUUGGGGAAUUUCAUCAUCAGAAAUCGAGGAAGUUCACGAACACCCAAAUGCAGGCUCCCCGCUUCAUCGCCUCAUGGGAUACUCCACAAUAAGUCAAGUGCUCAGAUAGCUAAACUGAUACAUAUGAAACACAGACUGGAUUCUGGACCAGAACCAUGGAUCUUGAAACCAAGAAAUUCAAUGCUGAUAUGAGUUACAAACAGUGUUCUUUCAGAUUUUUAGAUUUCUUUUUUUCUGCUCUCCAUUUCUCUACAGAUUAAACAGGAAAAGCUGCAUUGCAGUAGUGUAAAGGCAAAUGGUUUCACUUGUCUUGCACUGAAAUUUUCAAUA
Ipomoea nil (Japanese morning glory) is the source of this 3133-nucleotide messenger RNA. Its product is annotated as protein ENHANCED DISEASE RESISTANCE 4-like. NCBI's taxonomy places the organism in Eukaryota, Viridiplantae, Streptophyta, Magnoliopsida, Solanales, Convolvulaceae. Bases 393 to 2912 code for a protein of 839 amino acids. The transcript is spliced from 4 exons. Gene Ontology annotation, biological process: regulation of defense response to fungus. The record is from RefSeq and is a predicted model, not a curated record.